UAGAAUAUUCGCUUAAAUGCAUACGGAUAUCUUAAUUGGUGAUCAAUUUGCAGCAUCAACAAAUUACUGGGUAAUGCAGUCUCCCGAAUUGGAUUAUCGGCAUGAGCUGAUGGGACGUUUGCACAAGAUUGAACCUGAUGUGGAAUUGGAAGUAUUGACAACUACUGCCACGCCAACACACCAUCAUCAUUUGCAUCACCACCAUCAUCAGAAUCUGAAUCACCUGCCUCAACAGGAAGAGGGACAACAACAUCACCAGCAGCCACAGCAACAAUAUCACACCCUGCAUAACUACACCAAUAGCAAUCAUCACUUUCAACAGCAAAUAUCUAAUAGCAAUUGCAACAUCAACAAUAGCAGUGCCAGUAGCAGCAGUAGUAGUGGUAGCAGUGGUGGUGGUGGUGCCAACAACAAUGACAACAGCGCGACAGCAACGGACAGCAGUCAGCUGAACGAUCAAUGGCACUCCAGUGGCAACGGCAACCAUGAUCAGACAUCUCCAUAUUCGGGGACGCCACUUUCAACGGUGGUUUCAACAGCUACAACCACCAUUGCGGUGCGCACACCCACCCUUUCCAUGGGACAGCAUCCCAACAAUUCACCUCAGCACACCAACACAGCCAUAGCAAUUGCAGCCACAACUUCCUCGGCAACACCCGCCACCGCAUUUAACUAUGAGGCCAACACUCCCUACUACAGUACGGCUUCGACCAGCGAUAAAGAAUACGUAUAUGAUACCAAAAAUAAAGAGGCUACCUGUAAUAUGUAUCAUAACAUCGAUGAUCCAUAUGGACGUCCUGCCCUAUGGGAAGAAAUAGCAAGCUCAAUACAAAAUAUCGAUCCUGUUAAUGCUCCGAUUUUAGGCUCAACAACGACAAACGCCCAACAAACAGCGCACCAACUGAAUAGCAUUUCUCAUGAACGACAUCAUCAUCACCAUCAACAUGCCAGUACUCCCACAACUCCAUCGAUAGCAGUCGAGGCCAAUACUCUGCUGCCGCAGGUUAAAAUUGAAGCAAUGGAUGACCCUUUACUCGAAACUUUAUCCACGCCGGUGCUCAGUCCCCUGGAUAUUAAAAAGGAGAAUGUAUCGAGCAGUCUGACAAUGCAACAACAGCACCCGACAACACCCACACAACACUACUAUCCGCAGCAUGGAUAUGACAGUGCCAUGGCAACGGAACAUCAGCCACCAUUACAGCAUCAGCAACAGUUGCACCAUUUACAGCAAUCACAACAUUUAUACCAACACCAUCCUAGUUUAGCGGACGAGACACACCAUCAUUUAGUUGGCCUCUUUCCCGGAACCCACCAGCCUCUGUCACAACUUCAACAGUCCACGGCCCAACACCAACAACAACAUCCUCUGCUCCACAGCAAUAGCAAUAGUCCAAAUCAAUCCAAUCGAUGUAGUAGUGCGGCGAGCAGUCACAAUGCCGAAAUAGGAGUAGGUGCCAACAACAGCAGUGAGGUAAACACCAAUCUUCUGUCAUUGAAUGGUACGCCAGAUCCCUUGGCUACGUAUCAAGCGCAGUAUGGCCACGGCCACGGCUACGUAAAUGAUGGCCUAAGUAUAGCGGCGUCAGCUCAACAUCAUCCCCAUAUACAGCCGAAUCAACAGCACCAGCAUCCACAUCAACCCCAUCACAAUUAUCCGCAGAGUCAACACCAACAUAAUCAUCAUCAACAGGGUGUGCAUGGUACAAUAACAAACGCCCCGCCACCAUUGCAAAAUUUGAAAAGCCUGAAUAAUGGUAGUCAUAGCAGCAACAACAAUGGCAAUAAUUAUUCCAGCACCAACACCCCAUACCCGUGGCACAGCAGCAGUCAGUCGUUUCAUGGCAAAUACCAAAUACCGGCAGCCCCUCCGCCAACACCGCACAACGCCAUGCCAAAUCUUCAACUAUGUCCACCAGCUUCGGUGCCUGUAACGCAAUCGCAAACCGGCCACAGCAGCAACAGCUCCAAUAGCAAUGCCCGGCAUAUGUUCGUAUCACCUCUAACACCUCCCAGUUCUGAUCCCGGAAGUCCGGGUAGCUCAAUGGCGGCCGCAGCACAUGCUGCCGCCAAUCAGCAACAAGCUCGACGUAGUACACCUCCUCCGCCUUACCAACACCUACAGCAACAGCAGGGCCAUCCACUUUCUUCAAUUUGUCCCCAGCUGGUAAAUCUAAAUUCCGGUUCAAUAGCGGCUACCUCUACUGGUCACCUACUGAGUCCGGGACGUACACUAACUACAUUGGGUCAUAGCAAUAGUGCUACAUCGUCGUCUGCCAGUGGCAGUGCGACCAAUCAUUCAACACCAUCAAAUACGACACAGAACAGUUCGGCGACAAGAGGCGGCACUUCUGCGCCGACGACACCUGCUCACUUGGCCAAUCUCAUGGUGCCAACAGUGCGAACUGUACGCUAUAAUCGUCGGAAUAAUCCGGAAUUGGAAAAACGUCGAAUUCAUCACUGUGAUUAUGUGGGUUGUACAAAAGUUUAUACCAAAAGUUCACAUUUAAAAGCACACCAAAGGAUACAUACAGGAGAGAAACCAUAUACAUGUCAAUGGCCGGAGUGUGAAUGGCGAUUUGCACGUUCUGAUGAGUUAACGCGUCACUAUCGCAAACAUACCGGUGCUAAACCCUUCAAGUGUAUUGUCUGUGAGCGGAGUUUUGCGCGUAGCGAUCAUUUGGCGCUGCACAUGAAAAGACAUUUGCCAAAAAAUAAAUAA
Molecule: messenger RNA, 2719 nt
Organism: Musca vetustissima
Lineage: Eukaryota; Metazoa; Arthropoda; Insecta; Diptera; Muscidae
Gene: dar1
Product: dendritic arbor reduction protein 1
Exons: 6
Coding region: 17-2719 (900 amino acids)
Biological process (GO): regulation of transcription by RNA polymerase II
Molecular function (GO): DNA-binding transcription factor activity, RNA polymerase II-specific; RNA polymerase II cis-regulatory region sequence-specific DNA binding
Source: RefSeq, a predicted model, not a curated record